AUGUCAUUUGUACCUUUUCUGUUUAUUCCUAUAUCCAUUCAAUUUGCAGGCCAAAUUUUCUCAGCUUUAGUUGAAAAGGUUUAUGCUUCAUCAUUGAACACAAUUAUUCCAAUCAUUCUUACAGCAAUCAAUGUCUUUAUUUACACAUACAUAAUUAAGAAUUGCUACACAAUGACACUUUCAUUCAGAUGCGUUUCGUAUCAGACAUUAGAAGGAGCAGCACAAUGUAAACUCUUCAAUACAACUAAUAUUGUCACCUUUUUCUCGUCAUUGACAUCUUAUCUGUCACAAUACCCAUCUACAACAUUUAUGAUAGUAUCGAUGUUAUGCUAUCUGUAUAAUUGCACUACAUUCUUCAAUUGUGGUACUUUUCUUUCAAUCAGAGACCAAACAUUAAUCUUAGGCGGGUCAAUUCUUGGAUUUCUUGUUUCAGCUGCGAGCCUCUAUCCAAUUUUACAUGUUGAUGAAUGGGGAGAUUACUUCUUUGCUGCUUUUGCUGGAUUAGCAAUAGUAGUAUUCUAUUUCACCUACUUAUUCAUAAAGAGAAGAGAAACAAAAAAUCUUCAAAUCUUAGAUGAAUACGAAUCAACAAUCAACUUCGAUGUUAUAGGAUCCAAAGGAAAAUACAAACAGCUUGUUAUCACGGGAUUUAGAAAUUGUCACCCAAUAUGCCUAGAUGAUUCAUUAUUCAAAACAGCUGUUGAAAAAUGGCCGGGGCGGUGCCAUGUGAGGUGA
Molecule: messenger RNA, 735 nt
Organism: Trichomonas vaginalis G3
Lineage: Eukaryota; Parabasalia; Trichomonadida; Trichomonadidae
Product: guanylate cyclase protein
Exons: 1
Coding region: 1-735 (244 amino acids)
Source: RefSeq, a predicted model, not a curated record